UCUGAGUUACAAAUUGUCUCAAAAACCGAUGGUGUGGCGGUUUCAGGAGCCUGAAUGGCUGCCUGCUCCUAUUUCCUCUUACAAAAGACAUUCCAAAACCUAAUGAACCUUUUGAUGAACAUCUGUUGCACCACUCUUGCAGGUAUCUCGACAUUGGCCUCCUCCCCAGCAAAAGCCAGCGAUUAUCUCCGUCCUCUCCUACAGUUUGCUGCCACACAUGUUCCUGUUACCAAGCACAAAGAGACACCAUUAUACAUCCUGUGUACUGCUGGAAUGAGGCUGUUACCAGAAAGGCAACAGAAUGCUAUUCUCGAGGACCUAUACACUGAUGUGCCAGUCGAAUUUGACUUCCUGUUUUCUGAGUCCCAUGCGGAGGUGAUUUCUGGUAAACAAGAAGGAGUCUACGCCUGGAUCGGAAUCAAUUUUGUUCUUGGUAGAUUUGACCACAUUGAAGAUGAUAAUGAUGCACGUGUUGCUGUGACUGUCUCCAGCAAUCCUAACCAAGGUCCUGUGAUUCGCAAGCGAACUGUUGGCAUACUGGACAUGGGUGGAGCUUCUGUUCAAAUUGCAUAUGAGGUGACGAAUCCUGUAAGCUUUACCUCACCAGUGCAGGAAGAAGCUGCCAAAGGUUUACUAGCUGAAUUCAAUCUCGGCUGUGAUUUGCAUCAUACUGAACAUGUGUACAGGGUAUACGUAACUACCUUCCUGGGAUUCGGUGGGAAUUAUGCACGACAACUCUAUGAAGAUCUAAUUUUCAAUAAUACCACUGCCACGAAUAGGUUGCUUGACCAAUAUAUGGGUGUCAGUGCAGAGAGCCCCUACCUUGAUCCUUGCCUGUCAAUUGAAACAACCGACAUCAUUCAAAAGGAUGAACAGACAAUGCACUUGAGAGGUGCUGGGAACUUUGAUGAGUGUUGCAAACUAAUAAAACCACUCCUGAACAAAGGGAAUGAGGCAAAUAUGUCCCUCAAUGGGGUUUAUCAAUCCCCCAUUGACUUCCAUAAUAGUGAAUUCUAUGGAUUCUCUGAAUUUUAUUACUGUACUGAAGACGUCUUGCGCAUGGGAGGUCACUAUGAUGGCGUUAAAUACACAAAAGCAGCCAAGGAUUACUGUGCUACCAAAUGGACAACGUUAAAAGAACGGUUUGAUCUAAAUCUGUUUUCAUCACAUGCUGAUCUUCACAGAUUGAAAUAUCAGUGUUUUAAGUCUGCAUGGAUGCAUGAGGUUCUGCACAGUGGUUUUAACUUCCCAGUUGACUAUUCCAACCUGAAGACAGCUCAACUGGUGUAUGACAAGGAAGUACAAUGGACACUGGGAGCAAUUCUUUAUAAAACUCGCUUUCUACCUCUCAGGGAUCUCCAGCGAGAAUCUGGAAAAGCAAACCAUUCUAGGUGGCUGCGUAUCUCCUUCGUCUACAACCACUACCUGUUCUUCGCCUGCUUCUUUGUGGUCCUUCUCGCCAUUGCCCUGUAUAUCUUGAGAUUACGGCGGAUUCACAGAAGGACACAACGUGAGCUGCUGUGGAUGGAGGAGGGCAAAUUGUCAACUGAGGGGCUCUGACUUGCAAGAUAGAUCCAUCAGAAAACAUUCCACCAUUCUCUUCAUAUUCCAGGGCAAAUCUCAAGUGCACCAUGGGCAGAAGCCUUUCAGAUACCUCAAUUAUUUAUGUUUAGUCUGGAAGUUCCUGCCUUUGGAUAACUUUGUCCUUUCCAACCAUCUGACUUCCUUUUUGAAGUUGGAGGUGGUUGAACCUUCAGUAACCUGUAUUUAUUUUCAUUCACCCUGUGAUGUUGGGAUGCGAAGUGAUACAUUUAAAGUUGUGAUGAUUUGUAUGAUGUCUUGAUAUCAGGUCUUGUCUGCAUUAAUUAUUCUCCAGAGUCGCCACAGGGUAGGUGGUGGGAACAGUACUGAUGUUUUGGGUCCUCUUCUACUGGCACCCAAAGACUUGUUCCCACAGUUCUCCCUCUAUUCCGGGAGUGAAGGGUCAGCUGAGAUCAUGUGUCCCUGGAAUGAGGCUUGACCCACAACCUUCUCAGAAAUCAGUGCUACCAACUGAGCCACGCUCACAUUGCCAGAGUCACCUACAUCCACUCCAAGAGUGAACAUUAAGGCAGCUGGAAUGAGGAACCUAUUUGACAUGGAUUCAAAUGGGAAAAUGGACUGAUGUUUUUCAAUUAAUUUUUCUUACUCAUUCAUGUGAUGAGGUCAUCGCUGGUUGGGCCAGCAUUUAUUGCCCAUCCCUAAUUGCCUGGAGGAAAGUUCAGAACCAACUACAUUGCUGUG
Molecule: messenger RNA, 2283 nt
Organism: Chiloscyllium plagiosum (whitespotted bambooshark)
Lineage: Eukaryota; Metazoa; Chordata; Chondrichthyes; Orectolobiformes; Hemiscylliidae
Source: RefSeq, a predicted model, not a curated record